UACAGUUGACAGAAAAUUCGGUAUGAACGCGUCGUGUAAUUUUUUCAAAGAGCCGGAAUAAAAAAAAACCCGUACUCACCUUGUUAAACUAGUGCUUAAUAGACCAAUAUAAAUAAAUAUAAAUAUUGGCUUAACUUGGUUAACUGAGCAAUUGCAAAUAUUUUUGAGUCAGUUCGCAAGCGCACAGACUCAAGGGGAAAAAUAUAUGAGAACAGGAACUCUUAGGUUGUCACCGCGCAACUGCAAUUGUAUUAGUGAUACCGACGAUAACACAGGCGCAAUAUUGAGUAAAACAAAACAUACAUUCCUGUACAUUCAGUAUUUAUGCAAACAUUGUGAUUUAAGAAAGUACGUUUACAUAUUUGUGCAUUUCUAUAUCUAUGACUCAGCCGAGGCUUGUGAAUUGACAGACAUAAGUUCAAAAAUAAAAUUAUGUUGAAGUUUAUACGUGGAAAGGGUCAACAGCCAACAGCUGAACGACAACGACUGCAGAAGGAGCUCUUUGCAUAUCGUAAGACCGUUCAACAUGGCUUUCCGCAUAAACCCUCUGCUUUGGCGUACGAUCCGGUUUCAAAGCUUAUGGCUAUUGGAACACAGACUGGAGCUCUCAAAGUAUUCGGUCGACCCGGUGUAGAGUUAUAUGCACAACAUACCGUGGUCAAUAACUCAGCAUCUGAACUAAACGUUCAACUACUUGAGUGGGUUUAUGGCACUGGGCGUGUUCUCUCGUUAACUGCAGCCAAUCAACUUAUAUUGUGGGAGCCCGUGGGAACGACGCUAGUGCCAAUUAAAACUCUUCCCUUCGAUUUUUUUUUAAAAAAAGUAUCUUCAUUAUGCUGCUCACUUAAUAAAGAUCUUGUGUGGAUCGGAACCGAAGGAGGCAACAUAUAUCAGUUCGACUUAAAAUCGUUUACUAUACGUGAACCUGUCAUUUAUCAUGAUGUGGUGUUGGAACAAGUACCAUCAACUUACAAACUCAAUCCAGGUGCUAUAGAAUCAAUACGCCAACUGCCAAACGCACUUAACAAACUACUCAUUGCUUACAAUCGCGGACUUUGUGUAUUAUGGGACCUGGAACAGUCGGCUGUUGAACGCGCUUACAUUGCGCCCGGUCAUGGCCAAAGUGUCGGCUUGUUUAUCAACUCGACUGGCACAGAAUUCAAUUGGUACCAUGCAGAUGGCUCUUAUGCCAGUUGGGUCAUAGCCAGUGGAGAACCACCCAAAAAUGUAAACUAUGUUCCUUAUGGUCCAGACCCAUGCAAGAGCAUAAAUAGGCUUUAUAAAGGCAAGAGAGGAGCUAAUGAUGUAAUCAUUUUUUUUUUUUUUAUGCCACGCUCAGCUUAUGGUGAUCAUAACUGCGUUUCAGUUCACGGCAGCGACGGGAAAAAGGUCUGCCUUGAUUUUACGUCCAAAGUCAUUGAUUUCUUCGUAACAUAUAAGGAAAAUAGUGAUGACCUACAAGUGCUUGUUGUAUUGCUUGAGGAAGAGUUGUGCGCGUAUGAUCUCACUGAUGCUAAAGUUCCAGCAGUCAAAGCGCCUUAUCUGCACUCGGUGCAUGCUUCAGCCGUGACUUGUAAUUAUCUAGCCUCACAAGUCUCACAAGCUGUGUAUAAACGCAUUUUACUCGCUGGAGAUGAACAAGACAUUGACUAUAGCAGCAUUGACUGGCCCGUAACAGGUGGUGUACUACCAGAUGAACUCGUAGACUCUUCUGACGAAUCAAUGCAAGAAUACGAGAUCCUUUUAACUGGUCACGAAGACGGUUCCGUUAAGUUCUGGGAUUGUUCUGGAGUGCUUCUUAAACCGAUAUAUAAUUUUAAGACAGCAAAUAUUUUUGGUCAUGAAAAUCACGACGACGCAGCUGUAAUUGAAGGCAAUGAACAAAUUGAUGAAGGAGAACCACCAUUUCGCAAAUCGGGUCUAUUUGAUCCAUAUUCAGACGAUCCUCGCUUAGCAGUAAAAAAAAUUGCGUUGUGCCCCAAAACAGGUCAAUUGAUAGUAGGGGGCACAGCAGGACAAAUUGUUAUAGCUGAUUUUAACGGUGAUACCGCGGAGCGUGGUGUAUUAAAGUUCAGCUCUAUGAACUUGGUUAGUGAUCGUGAUGGUUUUGUAUGGAAAGGCCACGAUCAGUUGAACGUCCGUCCAAAUUUAUUAGCUGAAGAUGCUGAGCCAAUAAGUGAAAAUGGCGUCAGCAUAACCGGCGUGUUGCAAGUACUUCCACCAGCAAGCAUUACAAGCCUAGCGUUAGAAGCUAACUGGGGAUUGGUAUCCGGAGGCACUGCGCAUGGUUUGGUGUUAUUUGAUUUCAAAAACUUUGUACCGGUGUUUCACCGUUGCACAUUAAAUCCAAACGAUUUAACUGGUGCCGGCGAACAACUCUCGCGUCGCAAAUCCUUUAAGAAAUCACUUCGCGAAUCGUUUCGUAAAUUGCGUAAAGGAAGAUCUACUCGCAAUAAUCCCACCAAUCAUGUGCCAACUACAUUGGAAGCGCGUCCUGUUGAAAGACAAAUUGAAGCGCGCUGUGCUGACGAUGGGAUGGGGUCUAUGGUGCGUUGCCUACUCUUCGCUAAAACCUAUAUUACGAAUGUUAAUAUAACAUCUCCAACUUUGUGGUCUGCCACAAACGCAAGCACUGUUUCGGUAUUCCUUUUACAUUUACCACCAGUACAAACUGCAGCCACCGCUGGACCACCUGCUAGUGGCAAUGCAACACCACAGACACCGCGUCGAAUAUCUGCACAGCUAGCCAAGGAAAUUCAGUUAAAGCAUAGAGCACCGGUCAUAGGCAUUUCUAUAUUUGACCAAAUGGGAUCCCCUGUUGACCAGUUUAAUUAUGGGGAAAAUGGUACUCCACCCCAUCGUGUUCUUAUUGCUUCAGAGGAACAGUUUAAGGUUUUUUCGUUACCCCAGUUGAAGCCUAUCAACAAAUACAAGUUGACGGCUAACGAAGGAGCCCGUAUACGCCGCAUACACUUUGGCUCAUUUAGCUGUCGUGUUUCUCAUGAACUUUUGCAAAGCAUAAAUGGUACCAGUCCAACGAAAUCUGCGAGAUCUCACGAAGGUGGGGAUGGAGUAGCAAAUACAAGUCUAGGCUCAGCUGCGUGCGAUAGUGAAAUCUAUCAUGAGAUGGCAUUAAUGUGUUUAACUAACAUGGGCGACAUCAUGGUAUUAUCAGUGCCAGAAUUAAAGCGCCAAUUAAAUGCAGCUGCAGUGAGACGUGAGGACAUCAAUGGUAUUUCGUCGCUAUGUUUUACAAAUAGCGGCGAGGCGUUGUAUAUGAUGUCUUCUUCAGAGUUGCAACGAAUAGCUUUAUCUACCUUCCGAGUUGUACAACCCACAGGUGCAGUUGAGGUCCAACCCAUCGAGAACGAUGACAACGAGUCUACAAUUCAAACUAACGAAGAAGAUAAUAGCGAUAAAGAUGUCGAUUCAAACGAUGAUAGUGCUGGAAACAAUGCCCAUACAAACAUACCUGAACCACCAAUUGCUAAACAACGUGCUAAGGCGCUUGAGCUAAGCUUAGAAAAUAACAGUCUUCCGCUUACUAACGGUUUGAAUAUCAGCAAUUCGCCUAAUCGCGCCAAUGAAACAAUCACCAGUUCUAUCGGUGACAUUACAGUCGACUCUGUGCGGGAUCAUUUGAAUACCACUACAACAACCCUUUGUUCCACAACUACAGAAGAAACUGUCGGUCGUCUGUCAGUGCUUAGCACACAAACAAACCAGACCACAACAAAUGUCAAUAUAAAGGAUAUGCCUAAUAUAAAUAUACCAAAUUUACUAGAUUUGGCUUCAAAAGGCAAUACCACAGAAACAAGCACUAGCUCUGUCGUCAUAAAGUCGGUUAUAACAAGCAUAUCACAUGAAAAGACCAACGGAGAAAAUGAAACUUUGAAGACUAAAACUACAACACACGAAGAAAGCGAAUUUUAGACAAGAUCAUA
Messenger RNA from Drosophila arizonae, 3944 nucleotides. RefSeq names its product LLGL domain-containing protein l(2)gl (gene l(2)gl). Gene Ontology annotation, biological process: Golgi to plasma membrane transport; cortical actin cytoskeleton organization; regulation of establishment or maintenance of cell polarity. The record is from RefSeq and is a predicted model, not a curated record. Gene Ontology annotation, molecular function: syntaxin binding; myosin II binding; GTPase activator activity. Gene Ontology annotation, cellular component: cortical actin cytoskeleton; plasma membrane; cytoplasm. Lineage: Eukaryota; Metazoa; Arthropoda; Insecta; Diptera; Drosophilidae.